Molecule: messenger RNA, 4524 nt
Organism: Arvicanthis niloticus (Nile rat)
Lineage: Eukaryota; Metazoa; Chordata; Mammalia; Rodentia; Muridae
Gene: Scaf4
Product: SR-related CTD associated factor 4
Biological process (GO): negative regulation of termination of RNA polymerase II transcription, poly(A)-coupled
Cellular component (GO): nucleus
Molecular function (GO): RNA polymerase II C-terminal domain phosphoserine binding; RNA binding
Source: RefSeq, a predicted model, not a curated record
GUGCACUCCGGUCGCUGCCGCCAUCCUGCUGGCGAAAGAGAGGAGAGAGACAGAGAGGCCCGCCCGCUAGCCGGCCCGGCCAGUGUGGGCCAGUGCGUGAGGGCGCGGGGGGCCGUGUCAGCGCGACGCAGAGCGCAGCCGCCACCGCCAAACGGACAUGUUGGAGCCCCGCGCUGCCGCCACCUCCCAUCCCUCUUCCAGCGCACGGGACUGAGCAGGGGCCCGCCGCCUCUGCCUGCGCUCGACCGGCCCAGCCUCGCAGCCUCGGCCGCAGCCCCUUCCUGCUCGGCCUCGGCCUCCGCCGCUCGUCGCCUCCCGUCCUCCUUCCCCCUACGCCCUAGGGCCCUGCCGGCUCCCGGCCCCACUCAGCCGCGGCUCGAGGUCUAUGUGACCGGCGGGCCCGGAGCAGCCGCCGCCGCCGCAACGCGAACAUGGACGCCGUCAACGCCUUCAACCAGGAGCUCUUCUCACUUAUGGAUAUGAAACCUCCCAUCUCUAGAGCCAAGAUGAUCCUCAUUACUAAAGCUGCUAUUAAAGCUAUUAAGCUUUAUAAGCACGUUGUUCAAAUAGUAGAAAAGUUCAUCAAAAAGUGUAAGCCAGAGUACAAGGUUCCAGGCCUAUAUGUCAUCGACUCCAUCGUGAGACAGUCUCGGCACCAGUUUGGAACUGAUAAAGAUGUUUUUGGGCCAAGAUUCUCUAAAAAUAUAACUGCUACAUUCCAGUAUUUAUAUCUUUGUCCAUCUGAAGAUAAGAGUAAAAUAGUUCGUGUGCUAAAUCUUUGGCAAAAAAAUGGAGUGUUCAAAAUUGAAAUUAUUCAGCCUCUUUUGGACAUGGCAGCAGGAACCACUAAUGCUGCACCAGUAGCAGAAAACGUCCCCAACAAUGAAGGCUCACCUCCACCCCCAGGAAAAGUCACUUCUGAACUUGCACAAGCUCCUACCAACUCCAUGCCUACUGUGCCGCAGCUGCCCAGCUCCGACGCCUUUGCCGCGGUUGCUCAACUGUUUCAGACAACUCAAGGCCAGCAGCUUCAGCAGAUCCUUCAGACUUUUCAACAACCUCCAAAACCACAGUCUCCCGCCCUUGACAGUGCUGUGAUGGCUCAGGUUCAGGCUAUCACAGCUCAGUUAAAGACAGCUCCUACACAACCACCUGAGCAAAAAACUGCAUUUGACAAGAAGCUGCUUGAUAGAUUCGACUAUGAUGACGAGCCGGAAGCUGUGGAAGACUCAAAGAAAGAGGACUCGGCUGCUAUCACCACCGCAGCCCUCGCCACGGCUGUGCCUCCUGCAUCCACUGCAGCCACACCUGCUAGUGCUCCUGCUGGGCCCACGCCCUCUGCUACCUCGCCCCCUCCUCCACAGGCCCCAUUUGGGUACCCUGGAGAUGGCAUGCAGCAGCCAGCAUACACACAGCAUCAAAAUAUGGACCAGUUUCAACCUCGAAUGAUGUCAAUGCAGCAAGAUACAAUGCACCACCAGGUUCCGAUUCCUCCUAAUGGACAGAUGCCAGGAUUUGGGCUUCUCUCUGCACCACCUCCAUUUCCUCCCAUGCCUCAGCCUGCCAUGGCACAGCCUGGGAUGCCUCAGCCUGCCAUGGCACAGCCUGGGAUGCCCCCGCCUGCCAUGGCACAGCCCGGGAUGCCCCCGCCUGCCAUGGCACAGCCUGGGAUGCCUCAGCCUGGCAUGCCACAGCCCGGGAUGCCACAGCCUGGGAUGCCUCAGCCCGGGAUGCCACAGCCUGGGAUGCCUCAGCCUGCCAUGGCACAGCCCGGGAUGCCACAGCCUGCCAUGGCACAGCCCGGGAUGCCCCAGCCUGCCAUGGCACAGCCUGGGAUGCCCCAGCCUGCCAUGGCACAGCCUGGGAUUCCUCCAACUCCAUCAGUACAGCCAACUUUUCAACCAACUUUUCAACCACAAAAUGAUCCCCAUUCACAAAAGCCACAUCCGCAGGAAAUGGAGGUAGACCAGCCUUGUGUUACAGAGGUUAAGCGGCAUGUGCCCGAGAGCAGAAAGUCGAGAUCCAGAUCACCAAAGAGGAGGAGAUCUAGGUCUGGCUCUAGGUCUCGGAGAUCCCGCCACCGUCGGUCUCGGUCUCGGUCCAGGGAUAGGCGUCGGCACUCACCUCGCUCUCGAUCUCAGGAAAGACGGGAUCGAGAAAAAGAGAGGGAGCGGCGGCAGAAAGGCCUCCCUCAGAUCAAGUCAGAAACUGCGAGUGUUUGUAGUACCACGCUGUGGGUGGGACAACUGGACAAAAGGACUACUCAGCAGGAUGUUGCCAGUCUCCUGGAAGAGUUUGGUCCAAUUGAAUCAAUUAAUAUGAUUCCUCCCAGGGGUUGUGCCUAUAUUGUUAUGGUUCAUAGACAAGAUGCAUACCGUGCCCUGCAGAAACUGAGCCGAGGAAACUAUAAAGUGAACCAGAAAUCCAUAAAGAUUGCCUGGGCCUUAAACAAAGGAAUAAAGGCAGACUAUAAACAGUAUUGGGAUGUUGAACUUGGUGUUACUUACAUUCCGUGGGACAAAGUCAAAGCCGAGGAGCUGGAGAGUUUCUGUGAAGGAGGCAUGUUGGACAGUGACACACUUAACCCAGAUUGGAAAGGCAUCCCCAAGAAGCCUGAAAAUGAAGUUGCCCAGAAUGGAGGUGCAGAAGCCUCCCACACAGAACCAGUGUCACCCAUACCUAAGCCUGUGCCUGUGCCUGUCCCUCCCAUUCCUGUUCCUGCUCCUAUAACAGUGCCACCUCCACAGGUCCCAGCACAUCAGCCGGGCCCUCCUGUUGUUGGUGCUCUGCAGCCGCCCGCAUUCACUCCUCCCCUAGGAAUCCCCCCUCCAGGCUUCGGCCCUGGUGUUCCUCCUCCUCCACCUCCUCCUCCUCCAUUUUUGCGCCCAGGAUUCAACCCAAUGCAUUUACCACCAGGUUUUCUUCCUCCUGGACCCCCACCUCCUAUAACUCCACCAGUGUCCAUUCCUCCACCUCACACUCCACCAAUAAGCAUCCCAAACUCUACUAUCGCUGGUAUAAAUGAAGAGACUACAAAAGACUUAUCUAUUGGAAAUCCCAUUCCAACAGUGGUGUCUGGGGCUAGAGGAAAUGCCGAGUCUGGUGACAGUGCGAAAAUGUAUGGUUCUGCUGGGCCACCUGCUGCACCCACGAAUCUGCCCACCCCUCCUGUAACCCAGCCUGUUUCACUGCUUGGCACUCAAGGAGUUGCCCCGGGUCCUGUCAUUGGGCUUCAGGCACCGUCUACGGGUCUUCUUGGUGCCAGACCCGGCCUGAUCCCACUCCAGCGCCCCCCAGGGAUGCCUCCACCACAUUUGCAACGGUUCCCUAUGAUGCCACCUCGGCCCAUGCCACCUCACAUGAUGCACAGGGGUCCGCCACCAGGACCAGGGGGCUUUGCUAUGCCCCCACCUCAUGGAAUGAAAGGGCCCUUCCCACCACACGGCCCCUUUGUUAGGCCUGGUGGAAUGCCAGGGCUUGGGGGCCCGGGGCCAGGCCCAGGAGGAUCAGAAGACCGAGAUGGAAGGCAGCAACAACCACAGCAGCAGCAGUCCCAGACCCAGCCGCAGGCGCAGCAGCAGCAACCGCAGCAGCAGCAGCAGCAGCCACCACAGCAGUCACCGUCCCAGCAGCCAGCACCGUCCCAGCCGCCAGCGCCAGCCCAGCAGCAGCCACAGCAGUUUAGAAAUGAUAACAGGCAGCAGUUCAACUCAGGUAGAGACCAAGAAAGGUUUGGAAGAAGAUCUUUUGGAAGUAGGGUGGAAAAUGACCGGGAACGGUAUGGGAGCCGUAAUGACGAUAGAGAUAAUAGUAACCGUGAAAGGAGAGAGUGGGGAAGAAGGAGUCCUGACCGGGACAGGCACAGAGACUUGGAAGAGAGAAGUAGACGAUCUAGUGGGCAUCGGGACAGGGACAGGGAUUCCAGAGAUAGAGAGUCCCGUAGAGAGAAGGAAGAAAAUCGAGGGAAAGAGAAGCACGAGGUGGCAGAUAGGGCAGGUGGUAACAAAGCUGGCGAACCUCCCCUUAGCCAAGUGGGAAAUAGAGACGCUGUUUCAGAACUUAAUAAGGGGGAGGCCAUGGCCACAGUGGUAAAACCUGAAGAGUCACCUGCUGAGGCUACCUCAUCCGUUGAAGCCGAGAAGGAUUCUGGCUCAGCAGCAGAGGCUCCUCGCUAGAGACUGGAUUUGACAGAAUGUGACAGUGACACUUGGGUGUAGAACGUGAGGUGUACAGAUGCUGUAUAAUAUUCGCUCCUGCUGCAUCACCCCACAGUAGUUGGUGGGGAUUGUAAGCAAUUUGAUUGCUUUCCUUCUAUUUAAAAAUAGUCACAAAAUAACAAAAAUACUGAAGAUAUAUUACCCUUUUUUUGCUGUAACUUUUUAAAAGUUUUGACUUUUAAAAGUUUACAAAUCCUAAUUAGAAGUGCUCUCUAUUUUUUUUUUUUUUUUAAUUUAAGACAAGGUAACGGUGAAAAGCUCCUCAAACAAUAGGGAUGUUUUUAAUAAACUCUAUUUUCGUAACAAA